This is a messenger RNA of Astrephomene gubernaculifera, 4691 nucleotides long. NCBI's taxonomy places the organism in Eukaryota, Viridiplantae, Chlorophyta, Chlorophyceae, Chlamydomonadales, Astrephomenaceae. The record is from the annotation of a GenBank genome assembly.
GCUCCAGCUAUCCUUGUUUCCCUGCUUAACGCAGAAUGCUCAUCACCAUGCCCCUUAGUAUUACUCUAAGAAGUUCACCCUCUGCUAAGAAGCAUGAACGGUACUUAUUGCCGUUCAAUAGGUGAUGGGCGUUUUUUUGAGGAUGGCGAACAUAGAAUAUCUAUAUGCGUUUUACUUGUUGCGUAAGAGUGACCAGGUUGCCGCUGACCGACGUUGACCUGAGCUCUGAAGCUUUAUGGACUGUUAGCAAGAAAGAUGAUAAGUGCGGUUACAUCGGUAGCUUCUAAUGAACCAGCGUUGAGGCGUCUGAGGGAGGAGCAGCAGAAUGAGGAGCAGCAGCGCAUGUCCUUAUUAAUGCGACGGAAAGUCAGCGAAAUCAGUUCGCGUGCAGAGGAAGAGGAACCAGAGCUACAAACAUCCAGUGCUCAUCGGGCUCAGACCGGUCUGAACCCUCAAAGUGAUGCUGGCAUUCCUCCUCCUACUGGCGACGGCCAGCCUCUUCCGACGGCUACACUUCAUCCUGGGGAGGAUGUCCCGACGAAUGGACCGGCGCUGGCUGCUCCCUUUGGUACCCUUUUUAACCGGCCGGUACCACCUGCACCGAACUUUGUCGCCGAGCGAGUCGACAACGUCUUGCAGCUCACGAAGGACAAGUUCGGCGCCUCCGUGCGGGUGCAGCACAAACUCGCUGAAGAUGUUAUGGCAGCUAUCGACGUCGCGGUGGCUGCGAUGGAGAGCGCCCAGCCCGCAUCGCCACGGGGCGUCACUGGUCGCAAGCCAUGCAAGAAUGACAGCCAAUCGCAGCGCCAGGGCAUAAAGAUGGAUUUGGUAGUUACAUCGUCGGCAUCCGCUAGGUCGCCAUCAAGUUAUGGGAUAGAGGAACAGGUCAAGAAUGUUUUCACGUACGACCUAUUUGAGGAAAACCCAACGUGGGCGGACUUCCAGGUCUCCAGGACGGCGCAGAAGGUCGAGGAGUGGGAGGAAAAGCGCGCACGGGCAACUGGUUUCUGGUCAAAGCUGGCAAGCAGCAAGAUCCGGCAAUGGACCUACAUGACUCUGUCGUACCCAGACUACUCCUUCUGGUCAGUCCUGGUGGGCGCCACCAUCCUCUUCCUCAUCGUCCUCAACACCGUUACCUUCUGCAUUGAGUCUGUCCCGCAUUACAUGGACACUCCACUCUACGACUCGCUCGUGAUUGUGGACUACAUCUGCAUGGGGUUCUUCACCGUAGAGUAUGUGCUGCGCUUGUUGUGCUGUCCCAGCCUGCCCCGCUUCCUGGCGUCUUUCUCGAACUUCAUCGACUUGGUCGCUAUCAUGCCCUUCUACUUUGAGUGCAUCGUGCGGGGGUCCUCCAAUGGUAAGGACAACGAGGCCUUCCAGACGCGUGUUGUACGACUGCUCCGCAUCCUUCGAGUGCUCCGCAUCGUUAAGAGCAUACCCAAGCUCCGCCACCUAACCAUCGUGGUGGAGACCCUGCGGUCCAGCGCCGCCGUGCUGUCCAUGCUGGCAUUCCUGCUGACGGUGCUGCUGGUGGUGUUUGGCAGCAUCUUUUACUUUGUGGAGCCGGAAACCUUUGACAGCAUUCCGCAGGCAAUGUACUAUGCGCAGGUGACGCUAACUACUACCGGUUACGGCGACGUUUACCCGGUCACACCCUGGGGCAGAUUCAUCGCGGGUGCCUCCAUGCUCCUCUGUAUGGUGAUCAUCUCGCUGCCCAUUGCGGUAAUCGGCGGCAACUUCUCCAACGACUGGGCCCAGUACAAGAGCUUCCAGGCCGCUGUCAGCCGCAGCUCCCUCGUGUGUCCCGACUUUCGAGAACUUAAGGCAGAGCUGGAGGCGUACGAGGAGGCGCUGGAUGACGUCGUAUCACAGUUGCAGAAGGGUGAGGAGGCGUCGGAGCGGGAGCUCUCGCAUGUCCGCAGGGAUCUCGCCGCCGCUCGAACCGCCCUGGAUCGCGGCGGCGGUGGCGGCGGGCUGCCCGCCAUAGGCCGCCCCUCCAGGCCCAUCGGCCUCUUUAAUGCGGCCCUGCAGGCCGUACGGAACCUCAAAUCCCAGGGCCACCACAGAACUGGCAGCGUCACCGCCAUGCACACGGCGCUGGCUAGUGCGGUUGGUACAGGCGCUCCAGACGCUGCGGGCGGCGGUGGCGGCGGUGGCAAUGGGGGUGCUGACGGCGGUAGCGGCGGAGAGCCCGCUGCUGGUUCUGCUGCCGGUAGUCUAGGGCUAGCUGCUUUUCGCGGCAGCUUUGGGCGAAGCUGGCAAAGGAUGUACAAUCGCGUGUUCAGUUCGGGACAUGGGCUCGACCAGCCACUGCCGCCAGUGCACAUCGGUCGCACUAGCACUAGCCCAGAGGCAGCAGCGGGAGGACCGACUGUGGAGGUGCAGAUCAGUGGCGAGGCGGACGGUGGGGCCGCCGGCGGUGGUGGCGGCAGCGGCGCGGCUUCCUUCGUCGAUGUAAAGAUGACCGGCGAGGAGGAAGCGAAGCCGCGAGCCAGCGAGGAGCCCAAGCCGCAAGGCAGCCCGGCAGGCUGGGAGCUGGUGCAGCAGAAGGCCAUGCCGGCAGCAGCGGCCACGGUUGCGUCGAGGCGGAGACUUGUCUGCGGCGAGGCCUCGCUGUCCGACAUGCACGUAACUGGGGCUGCGGAGGUGACGCCGCCCUCACACGCGCCAACUGGAACACCACCGACCCUUGGGUCAUCGACACACGGCUGCGAGCCUACGUCUCCGCAGGCGCAGCGACAGUCACAAGCAGUCACCGAAGGCCAACUUCGGUCGCCUACCUUGGAUGGCGUGCUGGCUUCACCCUCCGUUCCCAUGGCGGGCCUUGCGACGCCCACCGUAACGCAGCCCUCACACUCCGCAUCCGGCUACGUGCCGUCGCAGCCCUUCAAGCCCCCGCCCAAAAGCGUUGAAACGUUACGGAGCGGCGGAAACGGCUUCCUCAUGGGCGCUUUUGCUUCAACACACAGGCAGAACACGGAUGCCGUGGGUCUGGUGGCGGCCUCCACGUCACUCAGAUCGCUGAACGUGACUGCCUUAGUAGCGACGGACAGUUCCGCGCUGGUGGCGGCGCAGGAGGCCCUCACGCGUGCGGCUGCGGGCUGCGCUCGCGCUCGGGAGCUGCGGGUGCAGCAUGAUACGCUGGCACAGCUGGCUGAGCUGCUGCGGGCGGAUGAGGUGCCUCUCAAGUUAGAAAAGCUGGAGGAGAACCACCGCAUGCUGCGCGGCUGGCAGGACGAGGUCAAGCCGCUAGCAGAGCAGAUGUGGCGGGUACGAGGUGCGCUUGACGAGCUGGCCUGGACGCUGGAGGAAGAUGUGGAGCCUGAGCUGCGAAAGUACCUGCCUGGCUCGCCCGAGGAGCGCGCGGCUGAAGACGCCAAGCUGGGUGCGACACGUCAGCACUCCCUGGCUGCUGUGGAUAUUUCGGUGGUUGCGGCCGGGAAGGGCCCGGCGUGUGGCGUCUGCGGCAACGGUGCCAUCGCUAAUGGCACGGGCACCGUGGGCGGUUGAAGAGCCCGUCCGGCUGCGCCGCAUGCAUAGGAGCUGAGGAGGUAUCAGGGUUUGGUGGUAGUAUUAGGGUUUGGUGGUGCUAAGGGCGCUGGUGUGUAGGGCUGGGAUAGUAGGUAGGCGGGUCGGUGUUCGCUGGCGAGAGGGACACACGGAGAGUCCGGCUACGGGUUGCGAACGAGGAUGUGUCCUUGUGUUGCCUACAUGGCGGUCGCGGAGGUGGAGGAGGACUGGCAAAGCAUGCGGCACCUUCACAGUCCGAAGUGCUGCUUUCUCAUUCAUCUGUCAUAGUCACUUGAGUUAGAUGGGUCGGUUUUGCUAGAUAAUGCACGUGAUGUCAUGGGCUCAGUUGCAACAUUGUUUGCAGCAUUUAACGACUGCCAGCGCCAGCCCGGUAGAGGUUGGAAGCGGUUCAACAGGCGUGACCCAUGGUUCACUAGUGAACCAUCCCCGUACAUGGGCCUUGCGACGGGCAUUUGGGACCCAACUGUUGCUGUUCUGGUUGUUAGCGGCACACUGACCAUCCGGUACAUUGGUCCGCACCAAUGUUUUACUUCAUGUGGACGCUCGAAGGUAGACGCUCGUUGCUCAUCUGGUUAGGUGCACGCGCACGAGUUGGGAUCCGCAACCUCGUAUUGAAGGUCUUUCGGUUUACCCGUGCGCCGUCUUGUGCAUGGAGGUGCAUUCAUGCGGAGGUAUGUGACUCUGUUAGGGAGUCUGUCCUUGUCCAAUCUUGAUACUAUGGCUCUUACUAGCUUAAACUGGUGUGGUGUCGGCAUUGGCAGGCUCCACUUUUGCCUGUAUGACAGGAAGGUAUUUAUGUUGCAAUGAAACUAGUCUGGGCAGGGGAAAACGUUUUACUUGUUGUUUCAAAUAGGGUACCUUGGGAAUCUGCCGGCUAACGCCUGAAAGCGGAUUUCUGGUCCUGAUAGUGUGGCGGGCCCCGUGUUUGGUGGCCCACAAAUGCGUCCCGAACGUGCAUUCAACGUACUUGCAUUUACCGGUAUGUGUGACUGGCGGACAUAGACGGCUGUGGGACUCGUUAACUGUACAUGCCGUAUGCCGUAAACUGAGAAUUGUUUGCGGACAAGCUUCACCAACUUCACUGUUCUGUAUGGGUGUUACACUGCUGCUAGUAUGGCCCUGGCCUGGAUUACUACUGUAAACACGUGCUGUUACCGGUA